Ricinus communis (castor bean) is the source of this 846-nucleotide messenger RNA. Its product is annotated as translationally-controlled tumor protein homolog. The record is from RefSeq and is a predicted model, not a curated record. Lineage: Eukaryota; Viridiplantae; Streptophyta; Magnoliopsida; Malpighiales; Euphorbiaceae. The transcript has 5 exons. The coding region runs from base 158 to 664 and encodes 168 amino acids. Gene Ontology annotation, molecular function: calcium ion binding. Gene Ontology annotation, cellular component: cytoplasm.
GAAACCAAUUGUUGCUUGGGCAAAACCCUCGCGUAUAAAUAAACUUUGUCCACCGCAAGCCAAAGUCCCUCUCGCUCUCUCACGUCUCUUGCUGCUCUUGCUGUUUGCUUUUGCUGCCUCUCAAUUUUUGUGGUCGGAUUCGAGAGAGACUGCAGUCAUGUUGGUCUAUCAGGAUUUACUCACCGGUGAUGAGCUUCUCUCGGACUCGUUCCCAUACAAGGAAAUUGAGAACGGCAUUCUGUGGGAAGUUGAAGGGAAGUGGGUUGUUCAAGGAGCCAUUGAUGUAGACAUCGGUGCAAAUCCUUCUGCUGAAGGUGGAGGAGAAGAUGAGGGUGUUGACGAUCAAGCUGUUAAAGUUGUUGACAUUGUUGACACAUUUAGGCUCCAGGAACAACCGCCUUUUGACAAGAAGCAGUUUGUCACAUUCAUUAAGAGAUACAUUAAGCUGGUGACACCCAAGCUGGAUCAGGAGACGCAAGAGCAUUUCAAGAAAAACAUUGAGGGAGCAACCAAGUUCCUCCUGUCGAAGCUCAGUGACCUCCAAUUUUUUGUGGGGGAGAGCAUGCAUGAUGAUGGAUCCCUGGUGUUUGCUUACUACAAGGAUGGUGCGGCCGACCCAACAUUUUUGUACUUCGCCCAUGGUUUGAAGGAGAUCAAGUGCUAAGAAAGGGAGGAUAGCUGGCUUCGAAAUGGAAGGUCUUGCUGUAGUUUUAGUUUCUUUUUCAGUACUGUUUCAUGCCUCCCCUCCUAUUCUGGUUUACCUGUUGAUUAACUGUGAUAUGAUUUUCUAUCACUUCUAUUAUCUUAUUUGACAAAUAAUUUAAUCGUUUGAUGGUGGGUUUAUCA